CUCAGGGCUGCAGGGAGACGCGGCGCAUGCGCACUCCCCGGGCCGUCACACGCACCCACUAUGGCGGUAUCGCUGGGUGGUCGGGCCGCGCGGCGGCUGAGGCUCCUGCUCUCAGCGCUGAAGCCCGGGAUCCAAGUGCCCCGGGUCAGGCCCGUCGCCGCGUUCGGUUACAGUAGUAAUAACUUAAGGAAGCCUAACAGCCCACCUGAAGACAGAUGUUUUCCGGUCCAAUCUGGGGAUACUCUACCUGAGGGGAAGAGACAGUGCCUGCCCCUGGAACCUGCCCCAGCCUCUGUCCAGCAGUCACGCUCCUCCGUGACCUCUGCCAAGGCGGCGGUGAAUGGCGUCCACCUGCACUACCUGCGCACCGGAGACGGAGAGCGCGCCAUCCUGCUGCUCCCGGGGAUGCUAGGCAGUGGAGAGACAGAUUUCGGACCUCAGAUUGAGAACCUGAAUAAGAAGCUCUUCACGGUGGUUGCCUGGGACCCCCGCGGAUACGGACACUCCCGACCCCCCGAUCGGGAUUUCCCAGUGGACUUCUUUGAGCGAGACGCAAAAGAUGCCAUUGAUUUGAUGAAGACGCUGAAUUUUAAGAAGGUCUCUCUGCUGGGGUGGAGUGACGGGGGGAUAACAGCCCUCAUCGCGGCCGCACGGUACCCCUCGUAUGUCAGCAAGAUGGUGAUCUGGGGGGCCAACGCCUACGUGACCGAGCAGGACUCGGAGAUUUACCAGGGUAUCCGGGAUGUUUCUAAGUGGAGUGAGAGGACGAGAAAACCUCUGGAAGCCCUCUAUGGGUUCGACUACUUUGCCAGAACCUGUGAAAAGUGGGUGGAUGGCAUAGAGCAAUUUAAGCAUCUUCCAGACGGGAGCAUCUGUCGGGACCUGCUCCCCCUGGUCCAGUGCCCCACCUUAAUCGUGCACGGCGAGAAGGAUCCUCUGGUCCCACGUUUCCAUGCCGACUUCUUACACAGACACGUGAGAGGGUCACGCCUUAAACAUGUACACAUCAGAGGAGAACCCGUUCCUCAGAACCACAGGGGAGCAGGGUCUGCCCACCGGCCCCAGGCACGCUGGCAAGCCUAACGAGACGUGUCAGCGGAGUCUGGUCUUCAGUCUCGAUCAUUUCUGUAUGGAGCAGAAUUUAUCGUUUAAAUCCUCGAGCUGAUGUGAGAGCCAGCUUCUGCUGGUACUUACUUCAAGAUGAAAAUUCCGUGUUGAAUAAACCUGAUGUUUCCCCGAUGUGCAGUGAUGCACAUCCUGAAGGAGAAAGUAAGGUCUGGCCGGGAGGUCGUGGCUCACAAUUAACACCCAGGGAGCCUUGACGCGUUGAGAGCCUGCGGUUCACUCCAGAGACGCUGUUGUCAUUCCCCUGGCCGUCUUUGGAGUUGUAUAGAAUUCUUCUGAAAGUGGCCUCAUCCUAAGUGGCCUAAGGACAUCCUCCUCCUCCCCAGCGUGAGCCACUCCCAGCGCCCACAGCAGGCCAGCCUGCCUGGACGGCCCCCGAGCCAGGAGCAGACUCAGACACAG
This is a messenger RNA of Cervus elaphus (red deer), 1527 nucleotides long. It is a transcript of the gene BPHL, whose product is annotated as biphenyl hydrolase like. Bases 61 to 1083 code for a protein of 340 amino acids. The record is from RefSeq and is a predicted model, not a curated record. The transcript has 8 exons. NCBI's taxonomy places the organism in Eukaryota, Metazoa, Chordata, Mammalia, Artiodactyla, Cervidae.